Molecule: messenger RNA, 1024 nt
Organism: Branchiostoma belcheri (Belcher's lancelet)
Lineage: Eukaryota; Metazoa; Chordata; Leptocardii; Amphioxiformes; Branchiostomatidae
Product: RWD domain-containing protein 2A-like
Exons: 2
Coding region: 79-972 (297 amino acids)
Molecular function (GO): protein binding
Source: RefSeq, a predicted model, not a curated record
CUGAGUUGGACAAGUAAAAAACUCUUGAGUUUUUCAGCCAAGUCUUUGCUUUCUACCCGCCUUUCUCAAAUAAAAGAAAUGGAGAUCCGGAAAGAUUUGCUGGAACUUCAGCUGUCCGAGCUGGAUAUGCUGAUGAGCAUGUACCCCGGAGGUGACGAACUUGUGCUGGACAACCCCGCGGCACCCACGGACAUCCGCCGGUUUGUGGACGGGCCCAGGGAGGCCCCGCCCCCGAGACUGGAGUUCACCCUUAACGUUGAAGUUGAUGAGCCAAAGGCCACAGUUGCCAUGUGGUGCAGUUUUCCUCCCCUCUACCCCGAGGUGUUGCCAAAAAUCCACCUGAGGAGCAAAGAGCUAUCCCGCCAGCAGCAAAAGGACAUUAACCAGAGCCUUCACUCUUUCCUCGACACUUCAGACUUAGGAGAACUCUGCACAAUGCCAGUGGUGCAGUGGAUACAGGAAAAUGCAGGAAAACACAUCACGCUUUCUCUUGCUGAGCUGCAAAGCACAAAUACACAGACAGCAAAGGAAGAAAAUAAACUGACAAGCUUGUCCAGGUUUUGGAUCUACAGCCACCACAUCUAUAGACAAGAACUGUUGCGUAAAAUUCCCGCUUUGGCCAAGGAACUGGAUUUGACAGGUUUUUGUCUACCUGGGAAGCCUGGGAUAAUUUGUGUGGAAGGCCAGACGAAAUACUGCGAGGAAUAUUGGCACAAGCUACGGUACCCCAACUGGAAACACAUCUCAUGUAAACACAGGGAGGAUGUCGAAUGUAAGGACCAGAAUGAAGAGGCUAAGUUCAGGCUGUUUAAUGUGUUUGAGGAGUUGGCAUUUGAAGCUCAUGGUGACUAUGGACUGAGGAAUGACUACCACAUGGACCUGGGACGGUUUCUGGAGUAUCUAAAGGAACACAAGUGUGACUACAUGUUUAGCAUCUUCUUUGGAGUUGAGGGAAAAGAAUCCCGAAAAUGAAAAGAUGAAUAAUUGAAUUUCAAUUCUAGCAGAAACUCAGUUGACUUAUACU